This is a messenger RNA of Bipolaris maydis ATCC 48331, 437 nucleotides long. Lineage: Eukaryota; Fungi; Ascomycota; Dothideomycetes; Pleosporales; Pleosporaceae. The record is from RefSeq and is a predicted model, not a curated record.
AGUUGCUAAGAGCCUAUUUUCUUUUACAUCUAAAUUGUUUUUGUGGAUGAAGCACAGUAGCCAAGCCUGUUUUGUGAUAACGUUGAGAACCAUCCAAACUGAAGUUUACAGCGCACUACGCUCUUUGCGUUAUAGACUGCGAUCAUUGGGCCGAUCCUAGUCUGAGUCUUCUCGAUGAAUUCAGGGGCGCAAGAUUCUGGGAUCACCCGGGAUAUGGGACGAUGUUGACAUAUUCAAAAAGCAGCACGAAAGUGCCUGAUCUUAAUACAGGCGUCAUCCAGAGCGAUGCCAACAUCAUUCAAAUAGAACGUGGAGAGGAAAUUGGACGAACAGAUAUGUCCGAUGGCGAAAUUGGGACACACAGUGUAUACAAAACUCUACCGAGACUGGGACAUACUACAUGCCUAUUUUCUGGAACUGCCACCAUCUUCCAAUAG